CACAUAUAGAAGAUCUUUGCAGCAGUAGUUCCUGAUCAGACUUCUCUAAAACUGUCAUUGUUGGCUCUGUGUGUGAUCCUGUCCCCUUGUGUUACCGGUUGAACUCCCAUCAUACACUUCCACUUCUCCCUGUUAUUGCUGUCAUGAAUGACUUUAACUUAGUCUACGUUAUACUCGGCAUUAUCUUCUGGUGCUGUUUCUUCACCUGUAGCUGUCUGUGCAGGAGCGCUGCUAAUCCAAACUCUGAGGUGGCUAAUGCUACCCAAACCUUGGUCACCACCACGCCUCAGCAGUACCCACAGCGGUACCCUCAGUACCCAAUUACAAUACCUGGGCCCUCACAGUCCUAUCAGAGAGUCCCCUACCAGGCAGUACCAGGGUACCCUGGUUACCCAGCUAUGCCUGGCAAUCCAGCUGUGCCCAUGACCACACCACUCAACCAUGAACAGCCAUUAACACCACCACCAUCGUAUCAGGACGCAAUUGGUCCCGCCUAUCCUCUGCAACCAAUUAACCAAUCUUCCAGCCAGCCAGAGUACCAUUCGAAGCCUCCAGCCCAGCCGCAGCCCAAUGCUCUAACUGACAGCUCAGACUUCCUCGCCAGCUCGGCACACAACCAGGAAUUUGUUCUACCCUAUAGGCUGGAUACUUAGUGUAUCAAUCAGACACAAAAACGCUGCAACAUUUUCAAAUUUGGCUCAAUUGGGAGUAUGUGCUUUGAAUGAAGAAGAAGGAACUCCAGAAUAACUUGCUUCUUUUAUUUUGAUGGCUACAUGUGGGAAUGUUAGGACAGUAAUGGUGCACCAGCUGUGUUCAACAGUUUAAAACAUAUUUUUGGAUAUGUGUGCGAAAUGUAGUAAGCAUAUACACUACAAACUGCAGUCAUUUUGUUAUUGUUGUUGUUUUUUUCUAAACAGUUUUCAAUGGCUCUAUCUUGGGUAUUUUGGUAAAUUAAACAUGAGAUCACCAUUUCUGGAUAUUUUGCAUAAAAAAAGCAGAUUUUUGCUCAUAUAGCUGAAAACUAAAAUGGAAUUGUCAAAGAAAACUGCAAACAGUGCAUCUCUAAUGUCCGUGGACAUCAAAUCUUUGCCAUCUGCCAUCUUAUUGCACACUCAUGAAAUGCUUUGAACCUUUUUUCCCCCCCUGUACUUGUGUACAUUGCCUUGGAAGUCGUGUUACAUGUGAAAAUGUCAUGUCAGUUGACCACCUGUGUUUAAUUCAUUAUUUAAUUCACCUGUGUCAAUUUGACAAACUAAGCCUUUUACACAGGGAAAGUUGUUGUGUGUUACGUUUUUUGUGUUCACAUGGACAGAAGACUUCCCUGCUAAGGUUUUUUUUUUUGCCCCAUCUUAUAGCCUCAUUUCCAAAAUGGUUGGAAACGCUGUGCAAAGUGUAAACAAAUACUGAAUGCAGUGAUAUGCAAAUAACAUAAAGCUCAAAUUUAAAACAGCACAAAGACUUUGAGACUUUUUUCAAGAUAAAUAUCAAAGUUCUAACAAAAAAAUAAGAAUAAAAAACACACGUCGGUCAGCUUGGGCAAACACUUGAUGUGAAUUCAUGAGCCUAAUAAUGGUUUUGCAUUGUAGUGAUUACACAGGACACAGUCUCUGUAUCAUUGAAGCUUGAUUUUUUUUUUUUACCUAAAUUUAAUUUUUAAUCAUAGAAGUGCUUCAGUAAACAUGUGACGGGACUUAGCCGGCUACAAAUAAAGACAGGUCAUUUUCAAACUCCCAGAAUAUAUUGAGGUUGAACUUGCAGUUUGGGGGUCCUCUAGUGGCUGUGGCAGCUCUAUGCAACUGCAUAGUCCACAUAUAAAGAAAGGAAUGAUCCUGGAGUUCACUGUAUUUAAAUGGUCUCCACAGUCACCAGAUCUCCACCCAACAGAAGACCUUUGGGAUGAAUUUGUAGCAACUGUGUGACGCUAUCGUGUCAAUAUGGCCAAAAUCUCAGAGGAAUGCAGCACCUUGCUGAAUCGGUGCCAAGUCUGUUUAAAAAUGGGCGGUGAGUGUGUGAUCACCAGUUUCUGUUUGUGUUUCUGUGAUGUUACUGAACACAGAUUUAACAGAUGUUGUACUGUAGCCCAAUAGUCUUGGGGAUAUUCUACAGUAUCUUGGGUGAUUAAGUGAUACAUGAAAACAUUUUGGAGAAUGUGCAUGGUGUGCUGUCUGAUGGUGUUUGAUCUGAAAUUGUAAAAGCAAAAUCAAUGCAAAAUAAAGGCAUUCUUAUAAAUGACUACCUACAAACGCUUUUUCUCAGUAAGAAGCGUGACCAAGCUAUUUUGUGCUAAUGAUCUUUCAAGUCAUUUUCCUUUUUUUCCCUUUUUACACAAAAUUACAAAUGAAACAGCACAUAAACAAAAGUCCUCUUGUGUAAAAUUUAAUAAGUUCAAACAACAUCCUGUUGUAAGAACGUCAAAAAUAAGGUUCAUUGGCAGCAUUUAUUU
Oreochromis niloticus (Nile tilapia) is the source of this 2443-nucleotide messenger RNA. RefSeq names its product metacaspase-1. NCBI's taxonomy places the organism in Eukaryota, Metazoa, Chordata, Actinopteri, Cichliformes, Cichlidae. Bases 144 to 653 code for a protein of 169 amino acids. The transcript has 4 exons. The record is from RefSeq and is a predicted model, not a curated record.